Molecule: messenger RNA, 3300 nt
Organism: Effrenium voratum
Lineage: Eukaryota; Dinophyceae; Suessiales; Symbiodiniaceae
Source: the annotation of a GenBank genome assembly
AGUAGCAUUGCUCGGCCUGGUCCAUCCUUCUUUGCCAGGAAGGGAAGCAUGGAGGUCUUCGUUGCGGCAAGGCCGCAGGUCGUUCCAGUACAGGCGCCUGCGGGCCCCUCGGGCCUUGCGGGCAGCCGACCUCAGAGAGGCAACGCAGCCUUGACCGGGGCACUCGCCGCGGUUGCCGCUGGCGUUGCGGGCGCUAGCGCACGUCGGAGAGGCACGAUCACUGCCGCCGCCAAGUGCCGUGGCGCCCGCAUCGCGCGCAAAGCCUGGCGCGCAUACCGCAACUGUCACGGCGGGGAGCACCUGUCCCCCGAGCGCAAGAGACAGCUGGAGGCCAUUUGCGAGAAGAUCGCCACACCCGGAAAGGGCAUCACUGCCACGGAUGAGGGCCCCGGCACCAUCGGAGAUCGCUUUGCAAAGGUGGGCGUCGAAAACACCGAGGAACACAGGCGGGUAUACCGGCAGAUGCUGUACGAGACACCCGGCGUCAACAACUACCUCAGUGCUGCAAUUCUUGACCCUGAGACGCUGCACCAGAAGGACGACGAAGGCGUCCUUUUCCCUCGAGCCCUGGAGCAGAGGGGGAUCAUCUGCGGGGUGAAGCCGCACUUGAAGGUCUAUGAGCUGCCAGGCGCGUUGGGCGACACCGUGAUGCAGGGUCUGGACAGCUUGGCGAUGCGCCUCAGGGAGUACAAGGAGGCAGGCGCCAAGUUCGCCAAGUGGCGCAGUCCGUUGCAAAUCUCGCGCUACAGCCCCACCAAGGCAGCCAUUGAGGCCAACAUGAGAGACCUGGCGCGCUUCGCACUGAUUUGCCAGGAGGAGGGCCUGGUGCCCAUGGUGGAGCCAGACAUCAUCAUGAAAGGCGACCACGACCUGGAAACCGCUGUAGCUGUGAAUGUGGAGGUUCAGACCAACCUCUACAAGGCUAUGUUGGAGCACGGUGUCUACAUGGAAGGAGCACUUCUCAAGACCAACUUGGUGAAUCCCGGAUUGUCCUGCGACACGGAGUACAUGGUCGAGGAGAUUGCGGUGGCAAAUCUGAUGACCCUGCGGAGAGUCACGCCUGUGGCCAUCAAGGGUGUAAACUUCCUCAGCGGCGGCCAGAGCCUCGAGCAGGCCGCGGCCCGCCUCAACGCGCUGAACAAGGUGAAGCAGGUGAAGGGCAGCUGCCCCUGGAACCUCUCCUUCUCCUGGAGCUGGGCGCUGCAGGCGCCGCUGCUCCGCCUCUGCGAGGGGAAGGGAGGCAAGCUGCCGCUGAAGGAGAUGAGCGAGCUCUACCUGAAGGAGCUGGCAAUUGCAAGUGCUGCGGCGCAGGGCAAAUACGAGGAGAGGGAAAGCAGCCUGAGGUGAUUCGCGACACUGCUGGCGCAAAGAAGGAGGACAAGAAGCCGGUAGAGGCCAAGAAGGAAGAGCCAAAGAAGGAGGAAGCCAAGAAGGAGGAGAAAAAGCCGGAGGCCAAGAAAGAAGAGCCGAAGAAGGAGGAGGCCAAGAAGCAGGACAACAAGCCGGAGGCCAAGAAGGAAGAGGCCAAGAAGGAGGACAAGAAACCGGUAGAGGCCAAGAAGGAAGAGCCUAAGAAGGAGGAGGCCAAGAAGGAGGACAAGAAACCUGUUUGUCCUUAUCCUGAUUGCCCGGUAGAGGCCAAGAAGGCAGAGCCCAAGAAGGAGGAGGCCAAGAAGGAGGAGAAGAAGCCUGAGGCCAAGAAGGAAGAGCCUAAGAAGGAGGAGGUCAAAAAAGGCGAGAAGCAACUGGUAGAGGCCAAGAAGGAAGAGCCUAAGAAGGAGGAGGCCAAGAAGGAGGACAAGAAGCCGGUAGAGGCCAAGAAGGAAGAGCCAAAGAAGGAGGAGGCCAAAAAGGAGGAGAAGCCGGUAGAUGCCAAGAAGGAAGAGCCGAAGAAGGAGGAGGCCAAGAAGGAGGAGAAGAAGCCGGAGGCCAAGAAAGAAGAGCCCAAGAAGGAGGAAGCCAAGAAGGAGGACAAGAAAGAGGAGAAGAAGCCGGAGGCCAAGAAGGAAGAGCCUAAGAAGGAGGAGGCCAAGAAGGAGGACAAGAAGCCGGCAGAGGCCAAGAAGGAAGAUCCCAAGAAGGAGGAGGCCAAUACGGACGAGAAGAAGCCGGAGGCCAAGAAGGAAGAGCCUAAGAAGGAGGAGGCCAAUACGGACGAGAAGAAGCCGGAGGCCAAGAAGGAAGAGCCUAAGAAGGAGGAGGCCAAGAAGGAGGAGAAGAAGCCGGAGGCCAAGAAAGAAGAGCCGAAGAAGGAGGAGGCCAAGAAGGAGGAAAAGAAGCCGGAAGCCAAGAAGGAAGAGCCAAAGAAGGAGGAAGCCAAGAAGGAGGAGAAGAAGCCGGAGGCCAAGAAGGAGGAUAAGAAGCCGGAGGCCAAGAAGGAAGAGCCGAAGAAGGAGGAGGCCAAGAAGGAGGAAAAGAAGCCGGAGGCCAAGAAGGAAGAGCCUAAGAAGGAGGAGGCCCAGAAGGAGGACAAGAAGCCGGAAGCCAAGAAGGAAGAGCCUAAGAAGGAGGAGGCGAAAAAGGAGGAGAAGCCGGUAGAGGCCAAGAAAGAAGAGCCAAAGAAGGAGGAGGCCAAGAAGGAGGACAACAAGCCGGAGGCCAAGAAGGAAGAGCCUAAGAAGGAGGAGGCCAAGAAGGAGGACAAGAAAGAGGAGAAGAAGCCGGAGGCCAAGAAGGAAGAGCCAAAGAAGGAGGAAGCCAAGAAGGAGGAGAAGAAGCCGGAGGCCAAGAAAGAAGAGCCAAAGAAGGAGGAAGCCAAGAAGGAGGAGAAGAAGCCGGAGGCCAAGAAGGAAGAGCCCAAGAAGGAGGAAGCCAAGAAGGAGGACAAGAAAGAGGAGAAGAAGCCGGUAGAGGCCAAGAAGGAAGAGCCAAAGAAGGAGGAAGCCAAGAAGGAGGAGAAGAAGCCGGAGGCCAAGAAAGAAGAGCCAAAGAAGGAGGAAGCCAAGGAGGAGAAGAAGCCGGAGGCCAAGAAGGAAGAGCCCAAGAAGGAGGAAGCCAAGAAAGAGGACAAGAAAGAGGAGAAGAAGCCGGUAGAGGCCAAGAAGGAAGAGCCAAAGAAGGAGGAAGCCAAGAAGGAGGAGAAGAAGCCGGUAGAGGCCAAGAAGGAAGAGCCAAAGAAGGAGGAAGCCAAGAAGGAGGAGAAGAUGCCGGUAGAGGCCAAGAAGGAAGAGCCUAAGAAGGAGGAGGCCAAGCAGAAGGAUGCUGCAAACGAGAAGGACCUAGUGCUUGCCUGAGGUGCUUUGGCAUGCUUUUUUCUCGGCGAGAUGCCGUGUGCUCGAGUGCGCGGUUUCACUGUUUCCA